This is a messenger RNA of Prunus dulcis (almond), 924 nucleotides long. Its product is annotated as LOB domain-containing protein 27-like. The record is from RefSeq and is a predicted model, not a curated record. NCBI's taxonomy places the organism in Eukaryota, Viridiplantae, Streptophyta, Magnoliopsida, Rosales, Rosaceae. Bases 1 to 924 code for a protein of 307 amino acids. The transcript has 2 exons.
AUGAUCAUUAAAACCAUCGAUGAAUGUACAUUCUACCCUACAAUGACGAUCAAAGGAGGCACAAGCCAAGCCUGUGCUGCGUGCAAAUACCAAAGACGACGGUGCGCUAAGGACUGCCCUCUCUCUCCCCACUUCCCGGCCGAUCAGCCCAAGAUGUUCCAAAACGCACACCGUUUGUACGGCGUCUCCAACAUAAUGAAGAUCCGAAAGCAAGUUCAUCCCGAGCAACAAAACGAGGCGAUGAGAUCAAUCAUAUAUGAAUCCAACAUGCGUGCCAAAUUUCCAGUCACUGGCUGCAUGGGCAUCAUAAACCAAUUGAACUUCCAAUUACAACAAGCCAUCGAGGAGCUUCGUUAUGUCAGAACACAUCUCGUAAUUUGCAAGGACCAAUGCCAAUAUCGAAUCCCUCCCUCUCCCCCACAUUACUCAUCAUGUCCUUCCUCGCAAUUGCAACUAGGAAUGCCUUCCAACAACGACGCCUCCGCCGCUCUGACAAUUUAUCAGCACCAAUAUCAGUAUGCUUCUGCUGGUGGCGGUGCCGCAGGGAUGUCCUUUGUGGCUAAUGAGUAUCUUGCAAAUGGACUUAGUGCGGUUUAUAUUGACGACAAUGAUGUGGUAAAACCACUUAGGGUUCAACAUCCUUAUUAUAGCGAUAACAAUGUUGAUCAACUUAUGGCUGUUCAGUCUAAUUUGGUUUCCUCACAAGCCUUUCCUAUCCACCAAGAAAUGGAUGUUCCUCACGAUUACGAUGACAUUCCAUUUGAUACAAUUGCUGAUGAUCGGCAAUCGUAUAUCGAAUCCAAAGAAGCCUGUGAGUCAAGUGCUGAAUCAUCGUUCAAGGGUACCACGCAAUCUAUUGAACAGGUGUCACAGAAUGAUCUCAAGAGUGCGGCAGCAUGCUUCAGCCUAACAAGUGUGAAAUAG